Neoarius graeffei (lesser salmon catfish) is the source of this 8088-nucleotide messenger RNA. RefSeq names its product integrin, beta 4 (gene itgb4). Gene Ontology annotation, biological process: integrin-mediated signaling pathway; cell communication; cell adhesion mediated by integrin. Gene Ontology annotation, cellular component: focal adhesion; cell surface; integrin complex. NCBI's taxonomy places the organism in Eukaryota, Metazoa, Chordata, Actinopteri, Siluriformes, Ariidae. Gene Ontology annotation, molecular function: integrin binding. The record is from RefSeq and is a predicted model, not a curated record. The transcript has 43 exons. The coding region runs from base 675 to 6677 and encodes 2000 amino acids.
CACUUCCUUUCCCUCCUCCUAUCUCUCUUUAUUUCUCACUUUCCCCUUAUCUCUCUUUCACGGUUAGUUAUUCUAAACACACACACUGUGGACGCUCUUCUUUUCUUGUGUGUGUUUGAACCUGUGUUAUGUGCACACAUUCGCCCUCCACCUCUCCUUCUUCUCUCCUCAUUCUCAGGUCUGUGCAGGUGUGUGUGUGCAGGAAUGCAGGAGCAGUGUGUGUGUGUGUGUGUGUGAUGGAGGAGGAGUGAAAGGACGAACAAAAGGGGAAGUGGAGGAAGGGAGUCACCUUCAGCCCACCUGAGAGCUCUGCUUUGGGAGGACGGAUUUAAAACCACUCACACACACAGCUGAUCCGAUCCUGCCAUUUCACUCCACACACUCACACACUCACACACACUCACACACACUCGGUGAAGAUUAGAGGUAGAGUGUAAAGGCAGGAGGAGAAACACAACCUGCUCUAGAAACUCAUAACUCUGAGAUCAAAGACACUUUGCACCUUUUUCACUUUUUAAAAUAUUUUUUUAUAUUUUUGCAUUUUUUUGUUUGCUCCACUUUGUGGAAGUGUGUGAGAGAGAGGAAGGGAUUUUACCUCUGUGUGUGUUUGUGUGUGUAUACACACUUGGACUUUGAUACUUGGACUGGGAGACUCAGUAUUAUACAGGUCAAAGAUGGGAAGAUGGGCGUGGCACCUCAGUGUGGUAUUUCUCUCUCUCACCCUGAUUGGUCAUCAUGAUGUCAGUGCCAAUCGCUGCGCUGCGAGUAAAGCCACCAGCUGCUCUGUGUGUCUGCAGACCGGAUUCGGCUGCGCAUAUUGUCCUGAUGAGGUGUUUAUGUUUGAUCGCUGUGACCUGCUGGAGAACCUGAAAUCUCACGGCUGUCGUCAGAUCAUAUCAGUGAAGAGCUCCAAGGUCAAACUGCAGAACAAUAUGAUUAAUAAAGCCAUAAAAUACUCCCAAGUGGCUCCUCAGAAGAUGAGGAUGACUAUGUUACCCGGUGAGGAGCAAUAUGUGGAGAUGGAGGUGUUUGAGCCACAGCGUGGUCCACUCGACCUCUACAUCCUCAUGGACUUCUCCAACUCCAUGUCUGAUGAUCUGGACAACCUCAAGAAGAUGGGCGACCAGCUAGCUAAGUUGGUUGAGACGCUCUCUGAUGACUACACAAUUGGAUUCGGCAAAUUUGUUGAUAAAGUCACUGAACCACAGACAGACAUGAGACCAUCAAAGUUGAAGGAGCCGUGGCCGAACAGUACCCCACCCUUCUCCUUCCAGCACGUCAUCACCCUCACCAGUAACAUCAGCAACUUCAGACGGAUCCUGCAGGGUCAGAAAAUAUCUGGCAACCUGGAUGCUCCUGAGGGGGGAUUCGACGCCAUCCUGCAGGCUGCUGUGUGUCAGUCUGAGAUCGGAUGGAGGCAGCACAGCACCCAUCUCCUGGUCUUCUCCACCGAGUCGGCGUUUCAUUAUGAAGCGGACGGCAUGAACGUGUUGGCAGGAAUUUUACCACGAAAUGAUGAGAAGUGUCACCUGAACAAUACGGGUCUGUACACGUACGCCACGCAGCAGGAUUACCCGUCAGUCCCCACGCUGGUACGACAGCUUGUCCAGAAAAACAUCAUCCCGAUCUUUGCCAUCACCAACCACUCGCUCUCCUACUACGAGAAACUGGUUCAUUAUUUCCCCAUCGCUGAGCUCGGAGUGCUGACAGACGAUUCGUCCAACAUCCUCAACAUUAUCAAGAACGCCUUCGAAAGUAUCCGUUCAAAGAUCAGCAUCCAGGCUGAGACAAAACUCAAAGCCAUCAGUACUCAGAUCCUCUCAGUGACCGGCGCCACGUCAGCUUACGGAAACUUCCGCAUUACACCGGGAGAAAUUGGAAAAUUUAAAGUGCAUCUGAACGCUCAGACAAAAGUGAACAACAAACCUGUGUGCAGCCUGGACACCAGCGACCGUGAGGGGACGAUCACUGUCAAACCCACCACAUUUAGCUCCGGCCUCGAGAUACAAACCUCCGUUCUCUGUGAAACCUGCGACUGUGAACGGACUCCAAUAGUGAAAGCGGCUCGGUGCAAUGGGAAUGGAGACCUGGUGUGUGGAACCUGCCGCUGUUACAAUAAAUGGUUGGGUCCGUUCUGUAACUGCUCGUCUCAGCUGUCCUCAGACACGAGUGGAUGUGUAUCUCUGGAGCAGAAGGAGCCGUGCAGUGGGAGAGGAGCCUGUCUGUGUGGAACGUGUGUCUGUUACGACCCCAAUCAGUACGAAGGACCGUUCUGUCAGUACGACAGAUCACAGUGUGAAAGAUCAGGAGGAUUCCUGUGUAACGAUCGAGGCCGGUGCUAUAUGGGGAAGUGUGUGUGUGAUAGUGGAUGGACAGGAAAGGCGUGUGAGUGUCCUCUCAGUAAUGCAACCUGCCUGGACAACAAAGGGGGUGUGUGUAAUGGUCAUGGUGUGUGUAAAUGUGGACGCUGUGAGUGUGAAUACUCUGGACUGGAGCUGGGAGCAACAUGUGAACCAAACUUCCAGGCUCAGUUGGGGAUGUGUGAGAGCAGGAGGAGUUGUGUACAGUGUCUGGCCUGGAAGACUGGAGAGAUAAAAGGAAACAAGUGCAACAGCUGUACAUUUAACAUCACGAUGGUGGACGAGCUGAAGGACAGAAAUAAAGUGAUAGAGACGUGCGAGUAUCGUGAUGAAGAAGAUGACUGUACGUAUUACUACACGGUGAAUUAUCCUCCGAAUCCCAGUGAUAAAGAACACGAGGUGGAGGUGCUCAAAAAGAAAGACUGUCCUCCUGGAGGUUUUCUCUGGUUGAUUCCUCUCAUCAUGUUCCUGAUGCUGUUGUUGGGUCUCUUACUGCUCUGCUGCUGGAAAUACUGCGCAUGCUGCAAGGCAUGUCUGGCUCGGCUGUGUGCCUGCUGUCCGUGCUGUGCGAUGGGUCGAAUGGUUGGAUUUAAAGAAGAUCACUACAUGCUGCGUCAGUCCUUACUGAGCUCAGAUCACUUAAACACGCCUCUGGUUCGGACCGGGCCACCCAAGAGCACAGACGUUGUGCGCUGGAAAGUAAAAGACAACGUCCACCGCGGACCGAACCACCCUCAGAACCAGAUCCAACCCAACCCCAAAGAAAUCAUCGACUUCCCUCUCUCACUGCGGCUCCACAGACCGUUUUCUGAUGAACUUUCACGUCCAGAAGCUCGCAACACUGAAAUGCUCAAACAGGAAGUGGAGGAACGUCUGAAUAACGUAUUCAGACAAAUUCCCGGCACUCAAAAAGUGCAGAAAACCAGAUUCAGGACACAGAGAAAUGCAGGAAAGAGACAGAACAACACGAUCCUGGACACGGUUCUCUCGGCUCCUCGCUCCAGCUACCCUGACAUCAUUAAACUGACAGAUAAACAGGUGCAGGCUGGGAAUUUCAGUGAUAUGAGAGUCGUGCCGGGAUACUACACUGUGGCCACGGACAGAGAGGCGACGGGGGCGGUGGAGCUGCAGGAGGGCGUGGAGUCUGUGGAUGUUCUGGUUCCACUCUUCAUCAAAGAUGAGGAUGAUGAUAAGAAACAGCUGCUGGUGGAGGCCAUCGACGUUCCGGUGGGAAUUGCCAGCAUCGGAAAGCGCUACGUCAAUAUCACAGUGAUUAAAGAGCAUGCUAAGAGCAUUCUGACCUUCCUUCAGCCCUCGUACACUUUCUCUCGGCAAGACGGCGUAGCUAACAUUCCGAUUAGCCGCGACAUCAUUGAGGAUGGUCGUACUCAGGUCACCUACAGCACCCGUGACCUCACCGCCAAGGACAAGAAGGACUAUGUUUCAGUGGAUGGAGAUCUGACGUACCAACCUGGAGAAACUCAGAAGAUGGUUCCUGUGAAGCUACUGGACCUUGGGGAAGGAGACGCCCUGUUGGAUAAACAGCCCAAACAGUUUGUGAUGGAUCUGACCAACCCACGUCAGGGCGCUAAACUCGGAAAAUACCCACGAACCACCAUCAACAUCACUGACAAGCCAGAUCCGAGUGUGAUCAUGUUCAAGAACAGCACACAGAACUUCAGUAUAUCCGACGCGCUCUACACCGUCCCUGUGAUCCGCACUCAGGGUCUGGAAAAUCCCGCCACCGUUAACUGGCGCACAAACUCCCCUCGCCUCAACAUGUCCGGCCUGGUCAAGUUUGCCCCAGGAGAGAUGGAGAAGAACAUCGUGAUCGACACUCGUACACAGCAGAUUCCCUCCAAACCAGAAACCUUCCAGCUGGAGCUGUAUGACCCGAGCACGAACAGCCUCGUCCGAGACAGGAAAACCACACUGGUCAACAUCACCGACACCAGAGCAGGAGAUUUCUUGACUAAGGCAGCUCCUCCAAGUAAAGCCUCGUCUCCCACUGGACGAAUCUUUGCUCCAACUAACAUUGAAGCUACAGCUACAGGCCCUAAAAAGAUCCGCCUUAACUGGAACCCUCAGUCUGGAGCCAAAGGAUAUAAGGUGAAGUAUUGGAUCUACGGAGAUCCUGAAGCUGACGCCCAGGUGGUGGACGUUAAAAACACUCAUGCUGAACUGAUGAAUCUCUACCCAUACUGCGAUUAUGAGAUGCGUGUUUGUUCAUACAAUGCUCAGGGAGACGGGGACUACAGUGACAUCGUGCAGUGCCAGACUCUUGAGGAUGUACCAAGUGAACCAGGUCGCCUGGCCUUCAAUGUCAUUGGCCCAACUGUCACUCAGCUGAGUUGGGCAGAACCAGCAGAGCCCAAUGGUGUGAUCACGCAGUAUGAGGUUGUCUACACACCCAUCAAUGAGGACAGCAAACCUAUGGGACCUGAGAAGAAGGUGAAGAUUGACAACCCCAAGAAGCGAAUGCUGCUUAUUGAGAACCUGCAGCCGUCACAGACCUACUGCUACAAAGUGCGUGCUAGCAACAAGGUGGGAUGGGGACCAUACAGAGAUGCCACCAUCAAUCUCGCAACCCAACCCCACAGACCCAUGUCCAUUCCCAUUAUUCCUGAUAUUCCUAUCGUGGAUGCAGAGGCGGGUGAUGAGUAUGACAGCUUUCUUAUGUACAGUAACGAAGUUCUUCGUUCGCCCACCGCCAGCACAAGACCCAGCGUGUCUGACUUGUCUGAAGGCAAGCGGUGGAAACACGUUAAGCUAGUGGGAUCAGACCUGGAUCUCCGUACAGUGUCCUGGAAACUGCCUGCUGAUGUCAUCCUCACCCGAAGUACAAGCACAAGCACUUUGGAAAGUGAUGAUCUGCUGGCUCCUGCUCAUUCCCAGACCCCUCAUCCAAGUGGUUAUUUCCAGAACCCUCUACAAGGUGGCUGUUUUGAGAACUCUGUGCAAGGUGGCCAUUUCCAGAACCUUCCACAAGACCAGAUCAUGAAUGGAAAGUGGGAUCAAGGGUUCAUAUUCCCAGGUGGUAAUGAUUCCCUGUCACGUAACAUCAGCACUUCUUCAACUAGUUACAGCCUCUCACCUCGCCCUGGUGGUGCCAACCAAUCUGUGGAGACCACUAUGACUUACAUAACCAACAAAGGAGGAUCUGUGCCUCGCAAGCAUGACAUCCACACAGAGGACGUGAUCUUGAGAAAACGGUCCGAAAACAGGACUUAUUAUGACAAUGAUGGCGUAAGAGACUCCAUCGUGAUGAGCGACUUGACUGGAGGAUUCUCUGACAGUCUGAGCGGUUCUAGCUUCAGCCAGACUACAACUACAAGCUACAGCCUGAACUCCCACGUUCACAAUCGCUCAGACGACAUCAGCGAGGCUCUGCAGAACCUGGACAGGGUUCUCCAGGAUACUCGGCUGCCACAAGGGGUCCCUGAAACCCCAAGCAGGCUGGUGUUUUCAGCUCUGGGCCCUACGGCACUGAAGGUCAGCUGGCAAGAACCCCACUGCGAAAAGCCAAUAUUAGGAUACUGUGUCCUCUACCAGCUACUCAACGGAGCUGAAAUGAAGCGCAUGGACAUCACAAACCCUGCACAGAACUCUGUGGUGGUUCAGGACCUACUGCCCAACCAGUCGUACCUGUUCAAGGUGAAAGCUCAGAGUCAGGAGGGUUGGGGUCCUGAGAGAGAGGGAGUCAUCACCAUCGAGUCUGCUGUUGACCCCCAGAGCCCCCUCAGCCCUGUGCCAGGGUGUCCGUUCACUCUGAGCACACCCAGUGCCCCAGGUCCACUGGUGUUCACUGCAUUAAGUCCAGAGACUCUCCAGCUCAGCUGGGACAAACCACGAAAACCCAAUGGCGAGAUCCUGGGCUACGCGGUCACCUGUGAACAGCUGCACGGUGGAGGAGAUCAGCGUUCCUUCCAGCUGAGCGGGAACUCGGCCACGUCUCUGACUGUUUCUGAUCUGAGUGAAAAUGUGCCAUAUAAAUUUAAAGUUCAGGCUCAAACCACACAAGGGUUUGGGCCGGAGAGAGAGGGGAUCAUCACCAUCGAGUCUCAGGAUGGUUCUAUGGGACAGUACAGCAGUCAGUCUGUGAUGAGGAGAGAGGUGUUUAAUUUGCCAUCACAGAGCACAACACAGACAACACACACCAUGUUCACUGAACCCUUCAUCACACCAGACGGUAUGAUGAUGUCGAGCAGACAGGUCACACAGCACACAGAGGUGAGCGGUAGCGUCACGCGUCAGGUGGAGAUGGUGCAGAGAGGAGUGAGCUCCACCAUCACCAAGAAACAAUAUUACGAAGCCUGAACACAGAGAUGACGCCAACCUGGUGUUCAGUACACCACACACACACACACACACACACACACACUGUACUGGCCUUAACACGAGUCGAACGGUGAGGACGACUGAAAUACAGAACCUGUGCACAGAUGAUGGCGAUAUUUCAGCUUCAGUACCGAACUGUUACAGAAACCCUGAACUCCACGUUGUGGAAGAACAUGCUGAAGUUCAGUGUCGUUACUGUGACGUAAAACAACACAGAGUAAGAAUCAGGAGAUUAUUUUCAGUAAAUUAUUGAUUAUCAGGUAUUAAGUCAAAAAUAAGUCAUUAAGCUGAAAUUACAUCUUGAAAUUAGAGGUUUUUCCACCUUACACUUCAGUGCUUCUGUAAACUGAAAAUAAAUUACAGUGAUAUGAUCUGAGAUUUUUACAACAAAUACGUUUACAGUCCAAAACCUUUACUGCAUGUAAACUGAGUGUUCUGUGUUUUAGUCAACGCGUUUCUUCAGCCGUCUCAUCGAUCUGGCCUCCGAUGUUUGUGUUAUUUUCUGGGGUUUUUAUUUGUUUUUAUCUCCUUUUUAUGUUAUGUUGCUUAAUAUGAUGAAUUAUUAAUUAAACAUUUUAAGUUAACUGUCAACGAAAACAUUUCCUCUCAGAAAAACAUUGGAGAUUAAAAAAAUAAAACAGAUCCGCAGCGCCAUCUACUGGGCCUUUUACUGUACAGACCAAUCAGAGACCAGAGUUUCAUCACGUGACUGUUUUAAUUUGGGGGCGCUAUUCAACAUGCACCUUGUAAAAAGCACUUUUAAAAAUAUAAUUUAUAGGAGUCAGUCAGUAAAGUUAUUAUAAUAAAAUAAUAAUGAAAUGAUUUGACCAUUUUUAAAAUGUAUUUAGUUACAUUAGCAACAUGCUAACAGCUAACCACCAAGCUCUAGCUAGUUAACCUUAGCGUGUUAGCCAGUUUACUGAUGAGUCAUUACACAGCACCAUUUAUUUAUUUCUCAUUAAAUUAUGUUGUUGAUCUUCCCUGAGAGACGCGAGUCCAAAAUAAACUUGUCUUUAUUCUCAUAAUUUUGAUCAUUCAUUCAAACUGCCCAACUGGAGCGAGUUAGCAUGUUAGCCUGUUAGCGUAGCUAGCUCAUUGAAAUCAUGAAUUUGUUCAUUUUUUAUUUUAUCUUUGAGAACUGAAAGUUUUUCAGCACAACCUGCUGCUGAUGUGAAUUGAAAAGUUUUCAGUGAGAUUUCUGAGCUACAGCAGGAUUUUCUCCCAGAUGACGACUUUCCCCACACAAAAUCUGUUUUAUUUUAACUUUAUUUCAUUUUAUUGUUUGCAUGUUUAUUUUUUUACUGUCCAUUUUCUUCAUCUAACAAACAUCUUGAGUCUCGAUGACAUUAAAACAGUUAUAUAUGGAUUAAAAUACAGUUUAUUUUUUGCA